UUGAGAAAAUAUUGUACUUCUAUCUGCUUGAAUUCAUGUAUUGGUUGUAGUUGGUAUUGAGUACCUGUCUGAUGUGGAGUAUUAAGAAUAUUUUUAAAAACUGUCAUUUCAAGUAGAAAUAAAAGCUACACCUAUCAACUAUACUUACUUUAAUUACAAGUUUUGUCAAAAAGGUAGCACGAAAUCAGGUAGGGAGGGAGAUAUUAGGGUGAUUGAUGUACAGGUUGCAUCAGAAAUGUUUUAACACUAGGGGACUGCUUGAACAGCCAUUUAUGACCAACAUCUGCAUACAGCAUCAAAACGGACCACCUAAAUAGAAAUUUUCCAUUUCUCUAUCACAUACACAAUUUAUCUCCCGUGGAAGUGUGGGAGGCAGGCCAUCACGAGUGGGGAGUGGAAUCCACCCCCAGUCCCGGCACUCCUGCCAUGCCACGCAGCAAGCGACGCAGUGCUGCUGACAUGGGUCCAGAUGAUGAUGACAGGCAUUGUAACAAGAGAUUUAGGAAUACCACAAGUCUACGACGGUUUUCUAAGACUGAGGAUACAUCGUCAUUUAGCCAGAAACGAUGUAUCGCCUGGUUUCGAGAGUAUACGUCUCCGGAUGAUCCUGAUGUGCUAGGUCCAGAAGGCAUGGAAAAGUUCUGUGAAGAUAUUGGUGUGGAACCAGAGAAUGUCGCAAUGCUCGUGCUAGCAUGGAAGAUGAAUGCACGCCAGAUGGGUUUCUUCACACAGCAGGAGUGGCUGAGAGGGCUCAUGGAGCUACAGUGCGACAGCAUCGGUAAGGUGCAGAGUAAACUUGACUACCUCCGGUCACUGCUCAACGACCAAGUCACUUUCAAGAGCAUCUAUAGAUACGCUUAUGACUUUGCUCGGCAGGACAAAGACCAGCGGAGUAUGGACAUUGAGACGGCGAAGGCCAUGCUGCAACUACUGCUUGGCAAACACUGGGCCCUUUUUGGGCAGUUCAACAACUUCCUUGAGCACUCUAAGUACAAAGUGAUCAACAAGGACCAGUGGUGCAACAUCCUUGAGUUUUCUCGCACGAUACACAAUGACCUCUCCAAUUAUGACGUUGAUGGUGCUUGGCCUGUAAUGUUGGACGAGUUUGUAGAGUGGCUGAAAGCAUCGAAAGACAUUCGCAGAAGCUGAAACGGGCUGCAACUAGUACCCCCUCCCCUUCACGUGUUGACAUCCCCCUCCCACCGACCACACCGCCCAACAGUAGAGGCUUGUAUCUUGUUUACUGUGACACCACCAGGGCCUAAUUUUGCAUGUGGUAGACUACAUACGCAUUUUUAAUUUCCUUUUUUCAGUUGUAUACACUUUUGCUUAUCUAUAUACAUAUUUUCCAUUUGUUGUGAUGUCACCCCCUUAACCACGAGGUCAGUGCAGUUAGAGAACUUUUGUUUAGUUUCAAAUAUAAAGACCCAAAUCAGUUCAAUAAUCUUGUAUAGUUUUUUGGGGGUUCACAUACAAUUAAAUUGUAACUGAAGAAAAUCUUAUAUCAUAUGUGUAGUAUAUAAAAGAAGGGAAUGAUGUUAUAUUGUCUGCCAUGAAGACUGACAACUAGACGCGCUGCGAAGACACACGUAACGCAGUGGAAAGUGGAGCUGCUCAAAUGAAGUAAAGUUGAUUAACAAAAUACAUGUACUCCUCAUAUUUUAAAUAAAAUCUUCGGAAAGAUCGCAGAAA
This is a messenger RNA of Zootermopsis nevadensis, 1692 nucleotides long. RefSeq names its product DCN1-like protein SCCRO4 (gene SCCRO4). Gene Ontology annotation, molecular function: cullin family protein binding; ubiquitin conjugating enzyme binding; ubiquitin-like protein binding. The record is from RefSeq and is a predicted model, not a curated record. Gene Ontology annotation, biological process: protein neddylation. Lineage: Eukaryota; Metazoa; Arthropoda; Insecta; Blattodea; Termopsidae. Gene Ontology annotation, cellular component: ubiquitin ligase complex.